Lottia gigantea (owl limpet) is the source of this 3192-nucleotide messenger RNA. RefSeq lists its product as hypothetical. NCBI's taxonomy places the organism in Eukaryota, Metazoa, Mollusca, Gastropoda, Lottiidae. Gene Ontology annotation, cellular component: actin cytoskeleton. The record is from RefSeq and is a predicted model, not a curated record. Gene Ontology annotation, biological process: lamellipodium assembly; cytoskeleton organization. The coding region runs from base 1 to 1620 and encodes 539 amino acids. Gene Ontology annotation, molecular function: actin filament binding. The transcript has 14 exons.
AUGGGUCAGAAGAAUGGUAGACACAGUAACGGCCAUCUAAAUGGUGAAGAUGUUGAUGGUAAUUUAGAACAACCCACACAAGCAGAACCAGUUCAGGAAACCUUUUCAGCAACAGAAACUCCCCAACAGCACAGCACAUCUUCUAAACCCAUUCCAAAGAAAAAAUCCAAACACAAAGAAGAAACCAUGAAGAAAAGUCCAAGAGCAUCCUCUAAAGAAAAGAGUGUGGAGAUUGAGAAUCCUGUCACACCAACAAUUAUUGGUGAACGUAAAAGCCAACCCCAUGCCACAUCAACUCCAGUGACAAAUGGUGUUUAUGUUACAGAGAGUACACCAUCUAACUUAUCUGGUAUUGAUUCUGGAUCAGGUACUGAAGAUGAAACAGAUGAUGAAGAUUACAAUGCAGAACAACAGGAUAAUAAAUCUCUAGAUAGAAAGCCAGAAAUUAAUUUCGGAAGAUUUUAUAAUAAAAGUUAUCUAAAAGAUAAUGAAGAUAAAGGUUACUUAAAAAGAUCUUCACAAAAUCUGAUAGAAAAAAAAUCUACUAUUCCGUCUUUUAUAAAACCAGCAAAUUUUUCCUAUAGUCAAGAUAAGCCUGAAUUUUUAAAAACUAAGAAAGGAAGUGGAAUGAUGGCUUUAGCAUCUACUAAGAGAGUUGUUAAAGUACAUCAUAAACCUACAGCUUGUGAUUUAAAGAAUGAAGAAGCUGUUAAAUUAAGUAUGUAUCCUGCUGGUAAACCUCGAGAAGCUAAUGAACCAGAGAAAAUAGAAAGAGAUGACUGGCCUGGUCCUGCUUCACCUGCUGCAUUAUUACCAGAAAUAUUACGUGAAAGAAGAAGAAGUCGCGGAGAAGAAGAUGAGGAAGAUGAAGAAGGCCUAUUAGUGAUCAAUGAUCCCAAAAUUAAAAGAGAAUUAGAAGAAAUGACCAAAUUAAAAGAUAAAUCUGGAAUAGGUUCUGUUAUUUAUAAGGAACUUGAAGAAAGAAAAGCAUUACCAGUACAGCCAUUAAACCCGUGGAAGUCAUCCCGAGUACCAAGUGCCAAGUAUGAACCUAGAUAUUGUACCCGAUAUCAAUCUCCUAUGUUUGCUUCACCAUCUAGAUUUUUAGAUUACACAAGAAGAUCUUGGGAUGAUUGUGAUAUAAGAGGUUAUAGAUCUUUAACAACAUUAGCUAAUUUACCCAUACCUAAACCAGGAUAUGGACCUAGUUAUGGUUUAACCCCUAGAGCUACCACUCUUCCAUUGUCUGGUGCAUAUGGUGCUAGAGAUGAUUAUUAUCAUUUAGAUUUUGAAGAUAGGGACCAAGAGAGACCUGAUUUAAGCGUUCCAGAUCAUGCAAGGAAUGAAGGAAGAGUACAAGAAUUUGUUGAAGGGCCAUCGAUAUCAGUACUUAAAUUACAGAAAAGUACUUGGCAUACUGAAGCUGAACCUAGGGUGUAUGAUUAUGAGAGAUUAAAAGUGACAAAUUUUGAUUUACCAAAAGAUGUGGAUAGAGAUAUGUUAGAGAUACAUUUAAGUGAUGAAGAUUUUGACAAUUUAAUUAAAAUGCCAAGAGAUAAGUUCUUCAAGCUAGCUGAAUGGAAACGAAAUGAUAUAAAGAAAAAAUUAGAUCUCUACUGAAGCUUUGAGAUCAUGAAAUACACAUUGGUGAUAUUCUUAAUUCAACCAUUUCAGAUCUGCUUUAAUACAUUUGAUACAAGUAUAUAGCCGAACAAAAAUAUUUGGGUACAUUUAGGGACUUUUUAAACACGCACAAGGCCAGUCUAUUUUUAUUUAGGGUAGAAUAUAUUGUUAUUGAAAGAUCACAAUCAACUUCUUUAGUGUCGUUUACUACUUAGACUACCCUAAAAUAAAAAUGGACUGUUCGUCCAAACAUACUGGAGCAGUCUAUUUUAUUUUAAGGUAAAAUAUAUAGUAAUUAAAACUGUACAAGUCAUUUUCUAUUGUGCUAUAACUAUCUUCACUACCUAAAGUGAAAGUGAACUGGCUGUACUAAUGGUUUGAAUUGUCAAAAGAGGUGUGCAAAUAUUUUUGCUGGACUAAACUUGUAUGUGCAUUUUGAAUAUCUUUGCACGAUUUUCCACAAACAAACUUGGUGAAUCUAGCUUAACUCUGUGGUAUUUUAGUGGCUUACCAGCUUUUUAUGUUUUAAAGCAAUUUGUGAUGAUCUUGUACAAAUAUUUUUUUUAAAGCAAUCAGGGACCUUUUUCUCGAAAACUUAAAUAAGUUAAAAUCCAGAUUUUUAGAAAUAUAGUCAUCUGAUUGGAUAAUAAAACUAAAUUUAAAAUCAAUUCUCGUGAUUGACCAAUCAAAUGAUUGUAACACUAAAGUUAAGUUUUCCAGAAUAAGGCCCCAGGGCAUUGCUUUUUAUGUAAAAAAAUAAUGCAUUUUAAUCAUCCAUGCAUAAAUCUUUAAAUAUCUGACUCUCAUCAUUGCUUCCCUAUGCAAAUUUUAUUUUUUCAAACGACAUGUAUUUUAAGGUAAUUCUGAUUUUGACAGAAGUAUCCUAUCAAGUUAUGUAUCCCUAAGAUUACAUGAAUCAGAUAAGAAAUUGUAUGAAUGUAGCCAAUUUAAAAUGGUGGAUGGCCUUUUUUUGACUUUCCAAGAACAACUGGAGAGCGACAAAAUAACCUAGUUACAAUUCCUUCUGUCUUGCUUUUGUUUGUGAAGCUAAUUUUAUGUAAAUAGUCAACAACGUCAAUCUAAGACUAUCAUUAGUAUUUUACAUUUUUGUUUAUUGAAAAACAUCAGAAAAUAAUACGAAGGUGUAACAAAUGUUAAUUUGUAUGGAAAAAGAAAUUUUCAUAUCAACUCAUUUAGUGCAUAGUGUUUCGGUUGGGAGGAAUUAAGACAGAAACAGACAACAGACUUUUAUAGGGACAAAAACCUUUCAAGUCCUUUUUGCACCAUGCAAGACUUGUGGUUUAACUAAAUGGAAUUCUUAUGACAAUGCUGCAAAUGAAAACAUGAACACUGAAAGAAAUUGUAAAGAGUUUUUAUAUAUUUUUAUGUGUAUCUGGGACAGUUUGCACCAAUCCAAUUUUCAGUCCAAUGUUUGUGGUUCCUGUAAUUAUGACUUAUUAAUUCUUAGCAGCUUCUGCAAUAGUGACUUCAUAAGAGGCUUAGUUGUAGUGGAAUCGCAAAGCCCACAGACAUCUGUGCUAUCAUUGUCCCUAAUACACAUAAAAAGUU